Messenger RNA from Bradysia coprophila, 2793 nucleotides. RefSeq lists its product as uncharacterized. The record is from RefSeq and is a predicted model, not a curated record. NCBI's taxonomy places the organism in Eukaryota, Metazoa, Arthropoda, Insecta, Diptera, Sciaridae.
UCAAUCGGCGGCCGAGUAUUUGACCUCAGUCGAUAGAGUUUUCAACUUUUUAUCUUAUGUAACUCGUAUGCAUGAAUAUGUUUCUUACUUCUCUCCUGAAUGAUUAUGUUUUACACUAAGCCGAAGUAGUGUACAAUCUACUUUUCACUUGUAAAAAAGAUGUACAAUCAUUCGCGAGAAUUCUAAGUAUGCCAUGAGUUUAUUAUUCUAUGCCGGCAACAGUUCGAAACGUUUUGACACUAGCUGAGAGCUAGAUUUGUUUUUCUCACGUCGUUUGACGUUUGAUUUAAAAUCAUAAACUUCUUUCGAUCAUUGUCAUAGAGCUGACGUUUUAAACAUUUCCAUGAUAGAGUAACAUUCAUCAUUUCAAUACGUUUCUCCGAUCGCAUCAGUAGUGAUAACAUAAUAACAUGGACGCCAAUCAUUCUCAAAGUUGUCUUGAGCUAGAAGCUCCUGUAUAUCACAAUUUUGAUCAACCGAAAUACGCAGAAAUUUAUAAGAUCAAAUAUAUAGAUGAAUUUGUUUAUGUAUUCAUCGAGUUUUCUGGGUCAUCUCCGUCGUAAGAUGAAUUUGUGCUAGCUGUGAAAUGCAAAUGCAAAAUUAGCCAAGAAUUGGAUAUUGUUAUAAAGGACGAAAACGGUUGCAAAAUUUCCGAUUCGGUUACGUUUGUUUUCUUUAUGCUCAACAACUACGAACGCGGUAAAGUCUUUGAGAUUUCAACGGAAACUGUCGUCCCAUCAGCGGUUGUUAAUGCACCUGCUUCGCCUUGUCCACAAACCGUGAAUUUUCCUCCCAUCUACGAAGAUCCUGACAAGUUUUUUAUAUAUUUUCUUGGCAAGGACCUCGUCAAUUACUUCAAGCAUCAAACCCAAAUCAUCUGCAAACCAACAGGUGCCGAGCUCAUCGAAUUAUAUCAUGUUUCCAAAACAUCGAGCCUCGACGUACUUCACAAAAAGACUAUAAUUCAAAUAUCCGCAAAUCAUUGUAUGCUGGUGAAGCAUAAUGAACCUAGCGUUGCCGAUAGAGUGAUUUGGGCAAGAGUUGUGUGUGACGUGUUCCGUCAAUUUCGCGAUUCGAAUACAGACGAAUAUUAUUUCGCAGUGUAUAAUCCUCAAAAAGGGGACGGAUUUUUGGGUAACCGGAUUAAGCUCUUGAUGAAACAUUCGAAAAAAGUAAAGGAAAAUCAAGCGUCGGUAAAUAAACAGAUUGAUUCGGUAGAAGAAAGCUCCAUCCAAGAAAACGAAGAAGAUCCGAUCAAUUCCGAUCUGCACAGUCUGGUCGAUUUCAUGAAAAUUGCAGACAUUACAACAGACAAAUCGAUUAUUCUCGAGAACCACAAAAAAACGUUUUCAAUCCGUCAACUUUACCGUAAGCAAAAGGAUAUUGUCAAGUUGACUUCGGAGUUUCCGAGAUUUUUUGACGUUGAUGGUCUCAUCGAUGAAGACUACGCUCAGCUGUACCCAUUGAGUGGAUUGGUUACAUAUACUCAAGAGAUUCAGCAGAAGAUUGUAUCGAUAGCAAAAGAGUCGAAAAACUACGGAAAGUUUCCAUUGACGCACAAAAACCUGCCACAACCAUUGAACGCACUGCUGCAUCUUAUUGUACUGCUUCCACCAACCUCACUGGGUAGAGGUCAAAAGAAUCGAGUGAAGCUGGAGUUGGCUUUUCCUCGAUUGGUCAAAGUUCACGAGGUCAACCAGCCGUUAAUCGAUUUGACAAAGGACAAUCCAGAGAGCUCACCGUUCAUAGUGGUUUCUGGCUCAAACCACUACGUCGUAUACGAUAAUCAUUUUGUUACUUGCUCCACGUCAUUCAGUGCCAUAGACACAUUCUUCAAGGUACAUUUCGUAUUCCCCUCAAACUUCGAUUCGAACAUCCGACAUGUGUUAGCCUUCGUCGGACAUUACUUUUAUAACAUGAAGAGCUUGCGACCAACAUCCGAAAUGAGACUGUUAAGUACACGAUUGUUCGCCAGUUAAAUAGUUUAGCUUUUAUUGCAGCUUUUCUUUACUUUUAAGUUUUUUUGUUUUAAAUUCAAUUGAUUAUUUUGCUUGAAAAUGUCAGAAGGUCUUAGAUGUUACAUUUGUGGUGAAUGCGAAUUAGAUUUAAAAUCUUUCUUCAACCAUUUGAAGGUUUUUCAUAAUAUUACUGAAAAUAGUUCAGAAUUUAAAUGUGGCUUCAAAAAUUGCAAUAAAAUUACUGCCACGAAAAGAAAUAUUCGAGAGCAUAUGUUGAAAUGUAACUUUAAAUUAACCGAAAAUUCCGUGUCAUCAAGUUCAGCUUGUGCUAGUAAUUUAUCGUUAUCCGAACCUAAUAUAAGUCCGCAAAAUGCAUACGAAGAAUUUGACUUAUAUUCUCAUUUCAUAAAUACGACGCGUUGUAGCCAGACGCCAGAAACUGAGCUUUCCGAAAGUCAAAUUGAAAGUAAAAUGAAGAGCGAAUUUGUAGCGAACGUUAAAUUAACUAUUAGGAAUUUGGUAGCGACUCUCUCCAAAAAAUGGUUGCCAAAUUCCACAAUUGAUUUGACGAUCAAAAAUAUUAUUUCUUUGCUCGAAUCAAUAUUUCUUUUUAUUCGUUGUAAUUUCUUGUCUUAUAACGUACAUUUCAUGGAAGUAUAUAACGAUUUUGUCGAUUUUCAAAAUUGCAUUUUGCAAGAAAUUAAAACACUUUCGACCACUUAUCGGAGAAGAAAAGCCGCUUUUGAGAAUGUUCCAAAGCCUCAAGAAGUGACUUUGGGAGUUCGUUUUGAUCGAAAAUUUGAUAAAAAAUCGCAACUGUUCAUUGAAAAACCGG